UUGCGAAGCGGCAGUUUUUAUUGUAAGCCUUAUCAUCAUUCGGCUUUCACAACAAAAGCUGCACCCUUUCUCUCGGGCGGAGUGGCUGGCUGUCUGUCUGUGUGCUGCUUCGCAUCAGCUGAGUCAUCAUGUCUGACCUGACGCCUCAGACCGACGUGCCGACCCCCACCACGGACAAGAUCACCCAGGCCGCACGGGAGACCAUAUACCUCUGCAACUUCCGCGUGUCUGUCGACGGGGAAUGGCUGUGCUUGCGCGAGCUCAACGACAUCUCCCUCACCCCAGACCCAGAGCCGACACACGAAGAUCCAAAGGAUCCCAUUGCCAUCGAGAGGCUGAACCUGAUGAACAUGGCCAAGCUGAGCAUCAAAGGCCUGAUCGAGUCGGCGCUGAACCUCGGCCGCACGCUCGACUCGGACUACGCGCCUCUCCAACAGUUCUUCGUGGUGAUGGAGCACUGUUUGAAACACGGGCUGAAAACCAAGAAGACGUUCCUGGGGCAGAACAAGUCCUUCUGGGGGGCGUUGGAGCUGGUGGAGAAGCUAACACCUGAGGCAGGAGAGAUCACUGCAAGUGUAAAAGACCUGCCUGGUCUCAAAACACCCCUAGGAAGAGGACGAGCCUGGCUGCGAUUGGCCUUAAUGCAGAAGAAACUCUCUGAUUACAUGAAGACCAUCAUCAACAGGAAGGACCUGCUAAGUGAGUUCUACGAAGCGAACGCCUUAAUGAUGGAGGAGGAGGGAGCGGUCAUCGCAGGGCUUCUAGUGGGCCUCAAUGUGAUCGACGCCAACCUCUGCAUGAAGGGAGAAGACUUGGAUUCACAGGUCGGCGUCAUCGAUUUCUCAAUGUACCUCAAAGACAGCGGCAACAGUAGCAAGAGCACAGAGGGAGACGGUCAGAUCACGGCAAUUCUCGAUCAGAAAAAUUAUGUGGAGGAGCUAAACAGACAUUUAAGUGCGUCCGUAAAUAACCUGCAGGCUAAGGUGGAUGUUCUUGAGAAGUCCAAUACCAAGCUAACGGAGGAGCUCGCAGUGGCUAACAACAGGAUCAUCACCUUGCAAGAGGAUGUGGAGCGAGUAAAGGAAGAGAGCUCUUACCAGAUGGAGUCAAACCGAAAGGCCUUGAGAAGCGAUGCAGCAGUACCAGUAGCCACAGAUGGACAAUCACUGGGAGAAACCCGCAAACAGCUGAAGGAGGAAACCCUACUACGCCUGGACGUGGAGAAGGAGCUGGAGGUCCAGAUCGGCAUGAAGCAGGAGAUGGAGCUGUCCAUGAAGAUGCUGGAGAAGGAUGUUUGCGAAAAGCAGGACGCCCUGGUGGAGCUCCGGACGCAGAUGGAGGACAUCCGCACCUUCAACCAACAGCUGACCCACAAGGCACAGAGCUCCGAGGCCAGCUCCAAACAAAAGGGAGACAUCAUCACCGGCCUGGAGGACAAGAUAAACCAGAUGGCCGGGACGGUCAAACAGCUGGAGAGCAGAUCCAAGCAGGCUCAGAGGGAGCGGGAUCUGGCCCAGGAGGCCAACCGCCUGUUCAAACAGGAGUUUGGGGACAAGAUUGAGAGUCUGCAGACGGAGGUGGAGCACCUGAGGAAACAGAGGUACAAGUUGGACCUGGAGCUGAGAAGAGAGAGGGCCCGAAAGAGCGAUCAACCUUUUGGCACCCAGCCCACAGUGCCCUCUGUGCCACAGAAGGGACGGCCGCACACGGAGCAAGCUGUAACGCGACACAGCCUCAAAGUGAAUGUCCCGGACUCUGAGAAGGCCCAGGAAGACGCUUCAGAAGACAAAACAGCCGAGGGUUCACCCACGCCCUCGUCUGAAUGUGAAGAUGUAAAGGAGAAAUCAGUGCUGGAGCUGAGCCAGUUGUCCAUCUGCACUAUCUGUGAACAGGAGGAGUCUCUUACGAGGAUUAAGAAGCGGUGCAAGAACUGCAGUGGGGUUUUCUGUGAGAGCUGCCUGACCAACGAGCUGCCGCUACCCUCGUCCAUCCUCCCGGAGAACGUGUGCGACACCUGCUACUUCCUGUUGCUACAGCAAUACGCCUCGAGUCCCACCUGACAACGCCCUAUUCUCUAAUCGACCCGUUUGCUGGGCACAACAGGGACACAUGUAUAAGGGGAACUCUCAAGACAUUUCAGCAAAGGCAUUGCUUAUUUUUUUAUUAUUGUGGUAUUUACUGGCACUGCCAAAAAGCACUUUUUUGAUUUCCCGACAAACUAAAGCACUCUAUGGGGAUUGCUAGACUUAAAAAGGGGAAUUUUAGCUACUUCCAACAGCUCAUCUUAUGUAUUUAUGCAUUUUAAACACUAUUAAGUGUCCACCAAGUGGAUUUGCUUAUAAUUUUUAUCCAUCUCAUAAUACUAAAGUGAAAUUGUUGCCAUGAUCCAUUAAUUCCAUGCUAUACAGACGGCCACUAUCUUUGGUGUAAUGGUAAUUCUAGACCUACUUCUUCAUCAUAUUAACCGGUUCUGCUAUAAAACUGCAAGUAAAACUAACCUUCUGAUGUAAUAUUGAGAAUUUGUCUUUAUUAGUCUCGACUCAUGCUUUUAAAACUGCAUAAUGUGGUUUCCGGUAUCAACAAAACACAAUUUGUCUACUUGUUGCAAUUAGGUUGCCUAACAUGGGCAUGUAUGCUAUAUCAUUGAUAUAGAAUCUGCUGUAGGCCUCUCAUAUUGUGAUGUCUGAAAAUAAACUCAUCUUAAAAUACUGAUUUACAAUACGAAGCGAGAUACGAUUACACUUGACAUGCUGUAAUAAGCUGUAACAUUCUAUGAUGUUUGUUUUAAUGGUAGGAAGAAUAGCAAUGGUUGCUUGACCAAUUAAUUUAUUCGGCCCCAAUAAAAUGAGUCAAAUAAAGUGCAUUUUCAACCAAGAACGAAGUGAGAGCUUUAAGAACUUGUCAGCAAGUAAUCUAAUCAAAUGAAGCUGUACACACUUCACUAUUUUAUUGGAUAAUUUAUUUUUGUUUAAAAGAAUACCCCCUCUUCCACAUUGAGACCAUUUAUUAGGCAGUUUGUUUGAGGCCAGGAAUGUUUAUUGUAUCAUAUGAACAUCCUGUUAUUAUACGGAAAUAAACAAUUAUCUUGGGUAGAGGGACAUCUUUUUUUCAGUCAUCAUCACCUAGAGAGAAAAUCUGAAUUACUGCCUGGCAUGUUGAAAGUAUUAAUUUUGUCGAUUGUUUCACUUGAGUGAAGAUGUACAUCACUUGAAACCAGCAUCAAUGAAUCACAUUAAUCUUGAAAACGUACAUUUGUUCACUUAAUUAGUCCCACAAAAGGUGGAUUAAA
Messenger RNA from Gadus chalcogrammus (walleye pollock), 3289 nucleotides. Its product is annotated as protein RUFY3-like. The transcript is spliced from 18 exons. NCBI's taxonomy places the organism in Eukaryota, Metazoa, Chordata, Actinopteri, Gadiformes, Gadidae. Bases 129 to 2060 code for a protein of 643 amino acids. The record is from RefSeq and is a predicted model, not a curated record. Gene Ontology annotation, molecular function: metal ion binding. Gene Ontology annotation, cellular component: cytoplasm. Gene Ontology annotation, biological process: regulation of axonogenesis.